Molecule: messenger RNA, 1190 nt
Organism: Saprolegnia diclina VS20
Lineage: Eukaryota; Oomycota; Saprolegniomycetes; Saprolegniales; Saprolegniaceae
Exons: 1
Coding region: 23-1012 (329 amino acids)
Biological process (GO): endonucleolytic cleavage in ITS1 to separate SSU-rRNA from 5.8S rRNA and LSU-rRNA from tricistronic rRNA transcript (SSU-rRNA, 5.8S rRNA, LSU-rRNA); endonucleolytic cleavage in 5'-ETS of tricistronic rRNA transcript (SSU-rRNA, 5.8S rRNA, LSU-rRNA); endonucleolytic cleavage to generate mature 5'-end of SSU-rRNA from (SSU-rRNA, 5.8S rRNA, LSU-rRNA)
Cellular component (GO): nucleolus
Molecular function (GO): RNA binding
Source: RefSeq, a predicted model, not a curated record
GCAGAAUUCGAUUGGUUCCGUUAUGGCCCGAGCCCGAUCCAAGAUGGUCGCCCGUCGUGGCGCCAAGCCGCUGGCCAAGCCGACGCCGGCGCCGGUGGCGGAGCCGUCCUCGGCGUCCGAACAAGACGACGCCAACGACGCUGAAGCACCCGCCGAGGCGAGCGAUGCGGCAACGAACGAAUCCGCCGAGGAGGCAGACGAUGUUGAACCCGACGUCAUUGGCGCUGGCUCUGCCGAAGACGACGCUGCCGACGAUGCCGCUGCCGAAGACGACGCUGCUGAAGACGACGCUGCUGAAGACGACGCUGGUUCUGCCGACAACGACGCUGCCGAGGAAGACGAGGACGAGGACGACUUGGCGCCGGUGGCCAAGAAGGCCAAGAAGGCCAAGAAGGAGACGAAGAAGGGUGUCAUCUACAUGAGCCGCGUGCCGCCGUUCAUGAAGCCGGAGAAGGUCCGGCAUUUGCUCAGCCAGUAUGGCGACAUUGAGCGUAUUUAUUUGGUCGAGGAAGACAAGACCGCGCGCAAGAAGCGUCUCAAGGCCGGCGGCAACAAGAAGGUCAACUUCACCGAGGGCUGGAUCGAGUUUUCGCACAAGUCGGUCGCCAAGCGCGUCGCGAGCGCGCUCAACACCAAGCCCAUGGGCGGCAAGAAGCGGGGGUUCUACUACGAUGACAUUUGGAACCUCAAGUUCCUCAAGGGCUUCCAGUGGACCCACCUCACCGAGAAGAUCGCGUACGAGAACCGCGUCCGCGACCAGAAGCUCCGGCUCGAGAUCGCGCAGGCCGCGAAGGAGAACGCAGCGUUCAUGGAGCGCGUCGAGCAGUCCAAGCAGAUCGACAAGAUGGAGGAGCGCAAGAAGGCCGAAGCCAUCGCGGUGCCCAAUGCCAUGGACAACAUUCGCCGUACGUUCCGCCAAAAUGCGCCCGCCGACAAGACCAAACAAGCGUCGCUCGGCGACCACUCGAAAGCGCUGCUCACCAAAGUGUUCAAGCGCAAGCUCGACGAGUAGUAACCUGCCCAACAUACCUCUUCUAGACUUUACAUUGUACAUUGCGCUGCGAGCAUCCCUCGAGACGCGGCUCGGUGCUUGUCGACUGCUGUCUCAGCUGCUUCCGUCGCCUUGGAGCGUGAACCAAAGGUAUCCACCAGAACGUUAACGGCCCUUGCACUACAGAACUCGAGUCUGC